Verruconis gallopava is the source of this 1608-nucleotide messenger RNA. RefSeq lists its product as uncharacterized. Gene Ontology annotation, molecular function: protein binding. The record is from RefSeq and is a predicted model, not a curated record. The transcript has 3 exons. Lineage: Eukaryota; Fungi; Ascomycota; Dothideomycetes; Venturiales; Sympoventuriaceae. The coding region runs from base 74 to 1366 and encodes 430 amino acids.
AGAAAGUCGACCACGAGAAAAAAUGAUUGACUUGGAAUAAGCUGCUAUCCUACGUUAACUCCAGAGCCUCAUCAUGCUGGAUAAGCUAUUUUCAUGGAGUCGGACGCCAUCAUCCACGUCUACCUCUGGAGCUUCGGCUGCAUCUGCUGAUUCUACAGCGUCCCUCGGAAGAGAGCCUGUCCAUUUACCUGAUGAAAUCAUCUUGCAAAUUCUUUCGUACUUCCCCGAGGGUGAAGCAUCUCAAGGAACACUGUGGGCCUGCUGUCUACUCUCUCGACAAUGGCAUAACCUGGCUAUAGCCAAACUGUAUGCUGCUCCACAUUUGUAUGGACCAAACUUCGACCUGUUCGUUAAGACAGUGUGUCCCUCAUUAAAUGCUCAUAUUCGCAAGUCGGAUCUGGCAGGGCUUGUGCGGACAUUAGAUAUGUCAAAAUUAGCUUAUCAAGGAUCUCGAGCAACCACUGCACGCUUACUUGGUCGAACAAAGAAUGGGUUAGAGGUGUAUGUAGCACCACAAGCCAACUGGGGUAUCAACUGUCUGGCUGCGCUCUCAAAAUGCACUCGACUUCGUAGCCUUGACCUCAGUCUCGUGUCCGAAGCCCUGAGCUAUCGGGAGUUAUCAAACACGAUACAGAAGAUGAAGGACCUGCGAAUACUAAAGUUUCCUCGAUCUGCAGCGAAGCGCGAUGCGGAUGUGUACACCAGAUCUCACAUGCACUGGCCGCCGAACCUCGAGGAACUCACGCUGUCAGGAGAUCUGUUUGAUUUCUUUCAUAGCGAUGUCCAGCCACUUGAUGGAGGCACUCCAAAUUUGCCACUCAAAAUCACAAGGCUUGCAUUUCAGCACAGCAGCCUGGAUGGAAGAAUGUUCAACGCUACGCUUGCUGAGCUUGGAAGCAAAUUAACUUUUCUGAAGCUGUACAAUUUAACAUGCUCUGAUUUCGAUUGGCCCUAUCCCGAAGGAGCCUCAACGAUCCUCCAUUUAUGUCGAAACUUGAACACUUUAGAGAUUGCUGUAGAUCUUUUGACAUCAAAUCUCAUCUUUUCGCUCGAAAUUGAAGACGAUGAUGACGUUCUGCCAAUUGCGCUUGAGCAUCAAUUGAAGCAUCUGUAUAUUGCUAGUCCGACCCGAACUGGAAGCUUCAUCGAGGAAGAGUUAAUGAAUACACAUGACUUAGCCCGGGCAGUUGAUAAGAAUGCACUGCCUGCUCUACGUACUGUCACAAUCGAGGUUUUCUUUAAGGCCCCUUCAGAGUGGUCAACAGCAGAUCUGCUGCUUCAUCGACGACUGAAGAGAAGGGCCCGGGAAAACGACGAAAAUCCAGACGCCGCAGGAGUGCGAUUCGCGGUAUUGCAAGCAUCUUAGCUUUAUAUUCGGAGUUAUUGGUUAUCAAUAUGGAUGGUUUAUUUUUAUUCUUUAGGCUUCUGAGCCAGAAAUAAUCAUGCAACGUGCAUUCUGGAAGCGAUUAAAGCUUCUGAUUUUAUGUUGGCCAGUAGCCGUUCCUAAAGGACAACGGGUCGAGUUCAUACAUAUUCCCACAGGCACUGAACAAGGCCAUAUGUAGAAUGGACCAAUGAGAGUAGUCUCCAAAAGAAAAAGAUACAGUC